AAAAAAAAAAUGAAAAGUAAGUACAUAGACUCGAGUGCUUCUGAUACAAUCAAUAACAGAGGCACACUUGGAUUUGCCUGGUGCAUUGGACCAUGCACCCAACCCUCGGAGAUUCAGGAAACUUAGUAUUUAACCAUUCAAAUUUUAUAUAACCAAAAAUCUUUAUCUAUAUAUGUGACAGUUUAUGGUGGGACCUUUUAAAAAGAUUCUGCACGCUCACAACCAAAGAUUCCCUCCAUCUUCAUCUUCUUUGGAUCCAGUUGUUGUUGUUGAUGAUUCUUCAAGAAAACAAGGAUUAUCCCCUCUUACACAUUUACAUAUUCUCUCUUUUGAUUACAUUUUUGAGUGUAUAUACAUACUAUUCUUGUUAUAUAUAAUAUUUGUAACUGGAUGAAUAUAUGGAUUAGUAAGAUUCAGAUGAGGUCGGCUCAAAAUCCAUCAAAACAUUUAUAAAAUAAACAAGCUAGGGGUAUGACCUUGUGGGCAAUUGGGUUUUUUAUUUUAGCUUCUGACUUAUCCCAUUUUGGCAGCUCUUUUGUUUGACAUAAUAUUUAAAAGGGAGUCGUUGGCGUUUGAUAUUGAACAACUAAGGAAGGAGAGCCUAUCAAACCACAUGCUUGCAUCAUCUCUUUUAGCCAAAUCUGCCUCAUAAUUACUUUCUAGGAGGGUAUCUUCUUCUUUCUCUAUUUGUCUGAUCAGUUUCCCUUUUCUCUUUCUCUCCUGUGCUCAUGGAAGAAAGCAACAACUCGGCCGUUGUGGAUUUCCCUGACAACUUUAUGGACCAACUCUUGUGGGAGGAGUGCAGCUGGGAAGAAGAGGCAACGCAGAAUGACCAGGCAUUAUCAUCAGGGUUGAAGGAGAGGGUGGCUUGCGCCAUGGGGCACCUGCAAGAGGUGAUGGGAGAGAGGGAGUUGCUGAUCCAGCUGUGGGUGCCUGUUGAGACAAGGAGCGGACGAGUGCUGAGCACGGAGGAGCAGCCUUACUCUAUCAACACCUUCUCCCAGAGCCAGAGCCUGGGCCUCUACAGAGACGCCUCAACUGGCUACAGCUUCGCAGCAGAGGUUGGGUCGGAGCAGCUGGUGGGGCUGCCUGGGCGUGUGUUCCUGAGGAGGAUGCCUGAGUGGACCCCAGACGUUCGGUUUUUCAGGAGGGAGGAGUACCCUCGCAUAAGAUACGCCCGUAGGUACCAGGUUCGAGCCUCCCUCGCUCUCCCACUCUUCCAAGGGACAUCCGGGAACUGCGUGGCCGUGAUGGAAAUGGUCACCACUCACCGCAACUUGGAGUAUGCCUCCCAGCUCCACACCAUCUGCCACACCCUUGAGGCCUUUGAUCUCCGGACUUCUCAAGCCUCCAUCGUUCCAGCCUCUCUCAAGGUCACUUCUUCUUCUUCUUCAUCAAGAACAGAGGUGGCCUCUAUUCUCCAAGGCAUCUGCAGUUCACACCGACUCCCUCUAGCCGUCACGUGGGCUCACCAAGACUCCUCAUCCUGCCUUUCGGCUCUGAUCUCCGCCUCUUACGCCGCUGACCAAGACAGCCGCUGCUUCCUGGCCGCCUGCUCUGAGCACCAUCUACUCGUGGGCGAAGGAAUCGCUGGAAGAGCUUUCGCUACCAAGAAACAGUGUUUCGCAACAGAUGUGGCCAUCUUCAGCAAGUGGAGCUACCCUCUCUCCCACUACGCCAGGAUGUUCCAUCUCCACGCUGCUCUUGCCGUCCCUAUCCUGACCAGAGGCAACCGCACUGUCCAAUUUGUUGUCGAGCUCUUCUUCCCGAGAGACUGUCUUGACAUCCAAACUCAGAGCCUGACCCUCGCCUCCCAACUCAACCUACGCUUCCAGAGCUCACCACAUCUGAUGGUAGACGACAACCAAAUUGCACAACAAGUGAGAGACGCAGCCACACCACCCCUGACACAAGAGGAUCCCAAGGGCAAACAAGUGUCGUUUUCCUUUUCUUCUUCUUCCUCUCUGGAGAACCGAAAACGCAAGACAAAGGCUGAAAAGGAUAUCACUUUGGACACUCUCCGACAACACUUUGCUGGCAGCCUUAAGGACGCCGCUAAAAACAUUGGUGUAUGUCCCACAACCUUGAAGAGGGUCUGCAGACAACACGGAAUCUCAAGGUGGCCAUCGAGGAAGAUCAAGAAAGUAGGACAUUCUCUUCGGAAACUGCAGGUGGUGAUGGACUCUGUUGAAGGAGUUCAAGGCUCUCUCCAUCUCGCCUCCUUCUACUCAAGCUUCCCUCAACUUCAAUCUUCUUCUUCUUCUUCUUUUCCUUUGAUUAAUCCAACCCAAACUGUCCAUGUGCCUCCAAAGUCACCACCUUCGUCAUCUGGCAGCCAGGGCUCUUCAGGUUCAAGCACUUGUUGCUCCUCCGAAGAGCAACAACUUGGUGGCUUCGAAAACCCAUCUCUCAGUCAUCCACAGCUGCUUACUCUAAGCAGCCUGCACGAGGACCAGAGGGCAGUUCGUGUAACCUCAUCCCUACCCCCAUUGCCAUCCUCAACAGCUCCAAGGAAAGCAAAAGACGGGAUGAAAGUGAAAGCUAUGUUUGGAGAUUCGAUGCUGAGGAUGAGCCUGCAGCCCCACUCACGUCUCACAGACCUCAGAAGAGAGAUCGCAAAGCGGUUUGGGAUGGACGAUGUUUUGACAAGUAACUUCAGUCUCAAGUAUCUAGACGAUGAUCAAGAAUGGGUUCUCUUGACGUGCGAUGCUGAUCUUGAGGAGUGCAUACAAGUCUACAAGUCCUCUCUUAAAGAAACUAUCAGAAUAUUGGUUCACCGUCCUCUUUCUCUUCCUUCCUUUGGUUCUUAACUAAAAAUCCUAAACCCUUUUGGCUAAUUCCAUCAUCGUCACCAAUCUAUUUAUUUUGGCUUGGUUUGUAUAUCUUUUUUACAUAUGCAACAUACUUUGUUUGAUCUAAAAGUAUUCAUAAGUUGUUGAAUUCUUGUGGUCCCUUUUCCCCCCUUCAAAUACUAUAUAAGAUACUAGCUUUCUUUGAAGCUA
Molecule: messenger RNA, 3002 nt
Organism: Arabidopsis lyrata subsp. lyrata
Lineage: Eukaryota; Viridiplantae; Streptophyta; Magnoliopsida; Brassicales; Brassicaceae
Product: protein NLP3
Exons: 3
Coding region: 729-2810 (693 amino acids)
Molecular function (GO): protein binding; DNA-binding transcription factor activity
Source: RefSeq, a predicted model, not a curated record